Molecule: messenger RNA, 369 nt
Organism: Rotaria sp. Silwood2
Lineage: Eukaryota; Metazoa; Rotifera; Eurotatoria; Philodinida; Philodinidae
Source: the annotation of a GenBank genome assembly
AUGUCAGUAGUUGGUGAUCAACAUUUAUCAUCUCUUCAAAUGACUUCAUAUGUUGAACAAACUAUAGCAAAUAAUAUUCUUUCACCAACAUCAUCAUUCGUACAAGAAUUAUCUCUUGCACCAUUAAAACGUACAUAUUCAUUUGAUGAUAAAUAUCAAGAUCAUGAUUGUCAUCAAAUAAUUACACCAUCAUUGAUUAAACAACAAGAUGAAUUUAUACAACAACGAGAUUUAUUAUCAUCAAUAUUUAUAAGUUCAUCGAAUUCAUCACUUUCAUCAGCAAGUGAUGAAAAUAUACCUAUACGUACACGUUCAUUUAUGGUUGCUAUCAAAAAUACAUUUGAACGUUUAAAAGAAACAUCAAGUUGA